UACCAUUGAGAAUUCACUUGGUGUUCCACCAAAUAACGAAAUGGGCAAGAAAGUUUUCUUCAUGUUGGUCAUCCUUCUCAUCGCCUCCGUCGAGACAACGCAUAUGAUGGUAAGGGGCGUGGUGCUGUGCGACGUGCCAGAGCUGAAUUGCAUGUUCAAGUGCUAUAAAGGGUCUGGCAAGUGCCUGCGGUGUUGCCAGGACCUCGGCCUCGUCCAUGGUUAUUGCAGCCUCUUCCGUUGGGACCUCUGCUACUGCUGCAAAAACUACACGGACAUCGCAGGUUCCACCCACCACCGACAGCAGCUGCAGACAGACGCCCCGACACCUACUCCUCACUUUCUUUAUGCCUGAUCAUGUUCAGUUCGCAUCUUCUACAAAUUUACAUGUUAUACAGAAUACUUGUUGAGUUCGAUUAAGAGAAUAACG
Messenger RNA from Lolium perenne, 427 nucleotides. NCBI's taxonomy places the organism in Eukaryota, Viridiplantae, Streptophyta, Magnoliopsida, Poales, Poaceae. The record is from RefSeq and is a predicted model, not a curated record.